Lactuca virosa is the source of this 294-nucleotide messenger RNA. The record is from the annotation of a GenBank genome assembly. NCBI's taxonomy places the organism in Eukaryota, Viridiplantae, Streptophyta, Magnoliopsida, Asterales, Asteraceae.
AUGGCUAGUAGGAUGUAUGCCAAAUUUGAGAAAUAUUGGGAUGAGUUUAGCACGAUUAUGGCUGUUGCUGGUGUUUUGGAUCCUCGAUAUAAGUUUCAAAUUGUUGAAUGGGGUUAUGAGAAAGCUUAUGGGGAGACGUACAAAUCUGAAUUGGCAAUAAUAAAGCAGAAACUGAUUUUAUUAUUCAAUGAGUAUUUGGAUGAGUCAAAGUUGAAGAACUCUAAAGAUGGUCAGCCUACAUGUGGUUCGUUGAACUCCCAAGAAGGACCUCAAGAUGUACUAGAAUAUGUGUGA